Paraphaeosphaeria sporulosa is the source of this 573-nucleotide messenger RNA. RefSeq lists its product as uncharacterized. Lineage: Eukaryota; Fungi; Ascomycota; Dothideomycetes; Pleosporales; Didymosphaeriaceae. The record is from RefSeq and is a predicted model, not a curated record. The coding region runs from base 1 to 573 and encodes 190 amino acids. The transcript has a single exon.
AUGAGGGAAAACAUACUCAAUGGCACUGGCCACGAUUCUUUCGAUACCGAGCGUCGCUGGGCCGACGCUCACAUAGGCAUCAUGAAAACUAUUUACCAGAGCAAUGACAACACCCACAAGUACUUUAUCAUGUGUAUACAGUCUGCAUUGCGCGUCGAAGAAAGAACCUGCACAACCCCCGCCACGUAUCUUAAUGAACUGGGAAGGGUGGCAAUGAACCAUGCUGAAGGCUAUUAUCAGUGGUCUAUGAUGGAAGACUUUGGCGAUGCUCGGCUUCGGGAGAAACUUUCUUUCCACAGCUUCAUCGACUUUGCAGUCUGGGGCGACCUCAUUAGCUACAUUAAAGCAUGCGCAGGCUCCAUCAGUAAAGACACACUUUCGCGGGCAGCGCAGUUCCAGCAUGGCCGCUUCUCGAGUGGGAGAGUCGCCGACAUGAUCAAGGAUUAUGCGCCGACGUUAUACAAGGCUAUGAAGUCCGACCGCAGCCCCCUGAUUUUAAUAUUGCGGGAUGCCCUCGGAACUGAAAAGAAGAAAGCAGGUCGCACGAGGUGGAAAAUAGCGAAACAUGAAUGA